CGAUAAACCACACGCCAAAUCAUCUCCAAAUUCAACAAAAAUGAUCUGCAUGACUGCAUCAUCAAACCUCUCUAAGCUAAUUCGGUGACUCAGGUUCUUGGAAUGACUUAUAAUUUGGGAUGGAGCGAGUAAAAUUCAGCACUCGACAUAAUGCAGCGUGCAAGAAGAGAAGCGCUGAAGCAGCAAACGCCGUGAUCUCCACACCACAGACCGUGGUACCCAUGCCGAUCAUCGGUGGCGGCAGGGGCGAGCGCGAGCCGUCGCGGUCCGCGUCAGCCAUCGUCGCCGCCAGCACCGAGAGCGGGCAGCACCUGCUGAAGAUCGACGGCUACUCCGGCACCAAGGAUGUCCCGACCGGCAGCCACAUCAAGUCCCGAUCGUUCCGCGUCGGCGGCCACCGCUGGCACAUCUGCUAUUACCCCAACGGCUGCAACUCCACUUGCUCCGACUUCAUAUCCAUCUUCCUCAAGCUCGACCUCGACGACCACAAUGUCAAUGUCGCCCAUGGCCAUGGCGUCAGAGCACGGUUCACCUUCAGCUUGCUUGACUAUGGAGAGAAGAAGCCAGUGCCACACUACACCUUCAGUGCCGAGCAUACCUUCCGUGACGACGACCGUGGAUUCCGGACUUUCAUCAGGAGGGACGAGCUGGAGAAAUCCGAGCAUCUCAAGCACGACCGCUUCACGAUCAGGUGUGAUUUGACGGUCGCCGCCACGGGGGAGAUUCAGACGAUGGACCUUAGCAGCCAAGUUCCCGGAACAUAGGGUACGUGGUACGGGAACGUGGUACGCGGUACGACAUUCUCAUAAACUAUGGAACGUAGGGGGUAUAUAGCUUCGUCUCGUUCCUUUAAGUUGCGGAACGCGUUCCACUUUCUAAAGGAACGUGUUUUGUGACGUAGUGGUUGGCUCAGGUAGUUUUACGUGUUGCUUUGAACCAAAUGAGUUCGAUUCCUAGCGUGAUAUAAUUUACUAUUGUAUUUUUGUUUCA
Messenger RNA from Sorghum bicolor (sorghum), 990 nucleotides. Its product is annotated as BTB/POZ and MATH domain-containing protein 5-like. Bases 120 to 764 code for a protein of 214 amino acids. The transcript is spliced from 2 exons. Gene Ontology annotation, biological process: protein ubiquitination. Gene Ontology annotation, molecular function: protein binding. The record is from RefSeq and is a predicted model, not a curated record. Lineage: Eukaryota; Viridiplantae; Streptophyta; Magnoliopsida; Poales; Poaceae.